CGCGAGUUUCGCACGCAGUGGUACGAUGACAAUAACGCACCGCUCAUGUAUGUCCGCAUCCAGGUUGGGCAAGCGUCCUGCAGCGCUUUGCUGGAUAGCGGCGCGUCUCGCAAUUUCAUGAGCCAAGCCUUUAUGCAAAGGGCUGGCCUUGGCGCACAAGUUCGAAGGAAGGCAAACCCGACGACGAUCAAGUUGGCGGAUGGAAAGACGCAGCAACUCCUCGACCGUUACAUCGACGUCGUACCGGUGUAUUUCACACCUCAUGCAUGUGAACUGGUGAUGUUCGACAUUUUGGACACGGACUUCGACAUCAUUCUGGGAAUUCCUUGGCUUGCGAGUGCGGAUCACACAGUCAACUUCCACCGGUGGACUCUUAGCUUUCGCGACACCUUCGACGCCGAAGUGGCGUCCGACUCUUCACCCACGGAUUUGUCUUCGGACCCCCAAGUCGUGCGGUUGCUGGACGAGUUCGCCGACAUCCUCGAGUCACCUACCGGUGUGGUGCCAGACCGACCGAUCUCUCACGAGAUCAUUUUUGAGGCCGGCGCCGUGCCGCCGAAAGGUUGCAUCUAUCGGAUGAGCAAGGAGGAGCUUGACGUCCUCCUCUCACAACUCAACAACUUGUUGGCCAAGGGUUGGAUCCGCCCUAGUAGAUCCCCAUUAGGAGCACCAGUUCUCUUCGUCCGGAAGAAGAACAAGGAUCUACGAUUGUGUAUCGACUACCGCAAGCUCAACGCGCAAACCGUCAAGAAUGCGGGGCCUCUUCCUCGCAUCGACGAUCUUCUUGAGCGAUUGGGCGGCGCAAAGUAUUUUUCUAAGUUGGAUUUGAAGUCGGGAUAUCAGCAAAUCUCGAUUCGGCCGAACGAUCGCUACAAAUCCGCGUUCAAGACGCGUUACGGGCAUUUUGAGUGGGUGGUCAUGCCUCUUGGCCUCACCAACGCCCCGACGACCUUUCAAGCGGCAAUGACCAACGAGUUCCGUGCAAUUAUGGACCGGUUCGUGCUGGUCUACUUAGACGAUAUUCUCGUCUAUAGUCGGACAUUGCAGGAUCAUCUUGGGCAUCUUCGACGAGUGUUGGAGACGCUCCGCCGUGCCAAGUACAAGGCCAACCACGACAAGUGCGAAUUUGUCCAGCAAGAGUUGGAAUACUUGGGCCAUUUUGUCACACCGAAGGGCAUCAGUCCACUAUCGGACAAGAUUCAAGCCAUCCAAGAGUGGUCGGAGCCUCGAAACGUCACGGAUGUCCGUUCAUUCCUUGGCCUCGCCGGCUACUAUCAUCGUUUCAUCAAAGGCUACUCAAAGAUCGCGGCCCACUUGACCAAGUUUCAAUGCGAGGAUCGGCCGUUUGACUUCGGACAGGAGGCGCGGGAAUCAUUUUUGGCUUUCAAAGCCGCGCUAUUAUCUGCGGAGGUCUUGCGCAUAUACGACCCGCUUUUGCCUAGGCGCGUCACUACGGAUGCGUCCGACUAUGGCAUUGGUGCCGUCCUCGAGCAACAUGAUGGUGUGGACUGGCACCCGGUCGAGUAUUUCAGUAAGAAAGUGCCCAUCGUGCAUUCCAUUGACGAUGCACGCAAGAAGGAGCUCCUCGCCUUCGUCCACGUGCUGAAGCGGUGGCGACACUUCCUCCUUGGUCGAAGCCAAUUCCGAUGGGUAACGGACAACAAUCCGUUGGUCUUCUAUAAGACCCAAGACACCGUCAACAGCACCAUCGCUCGAUGGAUGGCUUUCAUCGACCAACUCGACUUCUUUCCCGAUCACAUUCCCGGGAAGUCGAACCGUUUUGCGGAUGCUCUUUCACGGCGUCCGGAUCAUUGUACCGCGGUCUACUCAACCUUCGAGAUCGACGACGACCUGCGGAACAGCUUCAUCCGCGACUACCAAGCCGACCCCGAGUUUCGCGACAAGAACGUGAAUUGCUCCUCUCCUAAUCCGGCGCCUUCUCACUACCGGAUCCAAGAGGGGUACUUGCUUGUCCACACACGGGGGAAGGACCUUCUUUGCGUACCGAGUGAUCCUCACUUGCGCACACGGCUUCUUGGCAAGUUCCACGAUGCUCCCGCCACCGGACACUUUGGAGUCAAUCGCACGAUUGGCCGACUUCGCGAGCGAUUUUUGUGGCCCGGCCUUCUCGGCGACGUCACACGCUAUUGCGAGUCAUGCGAGGUUUGCCGACGCUGCAAAUCCCGCAACCAUCGUCCCUACGGCGAGUUACGACCAUUACCGGUCCCUUUGAGGCGAAGGGAAGCGAUUGCCAUGGACAUUACCGGCCCGUUCCCCAAGCAUAAGACCGGCGUGGAUGGGAUUCUCACGGUGGUCGACCGACUCACCAAGUUCGCCAUGUUUUUGCCUUGCCGCUAUCAUGCUAAGGCACCGGAGUUGGCCAAGGUUCUUUACGCCGGUUGGAUUCGAACCAAGGGUUACCCCAAGGAAAUCGUCUGCAACCGCGAGACUCGGUUCAUGUCCGAUCUUUGGUUGGCGCUCAUCAAACGAUGGGGCUCAUCUCUCAAGCCCAGUUCAGCUCGCCAACCCCAGACCGAUGGCCAAACGGAGAGGGCGCACCAGACCGCACAGGUUCUCCUUCGCACUCUCAUCCGUCCUGACCAGAAGGAUUGGGUUGAGCGGCUGCCGGAUGUCGAGUUGGCCUACAACUCCUCCAUCCACCCAGCUAUCGGGAUGUCGCCUUUCAAGUUCGAGCACGGCUCGCCGGUCACUUCGCCGAUGGACACCAUCACUCCACGAAUGGCCGAAAGCGACGACCAUCUUCUUUUCUUGCGUCGGAUGCAAGAGCUACUUGUCAAGGCACGGGACCAGAUGGCCAAGACGCAGCAACGCAUGAGCCAACAGGCCAAUCGCCAGCGUCUUCCUUGCCCAUUCCGCGCCGACGAUCUCGUUUGGGUCUCCGCCGGGGAAUUCAGCCUUGAACAAGAUAUCUCUCGCAAGCUCCUCCCGAAAUGGAUGGGGCCUUGGCCGAUCGUGGCACCCGCUGGGGAUGCACCCGAGGGACCUUCCUUCACUAUUCAGGCGCCCGCCCACUUGCCCGUCUACCCAGUCUUUCAUUGCUCCAAGUUGGCUCUUUACACGCCAGCGGAACAUGACGAUUUUCCCGGGAGACGUUCGCAAGACCCACCCUCUAUGGACGGUUUUCAGGAGGUCGGCGACAUCAUCUCCCAGCGACGCUACGGCAACAGGCCAACCGAGUACUUGGUACAUUUUGCAUACUGCACACAUCGAGCUGACCGUUGGUUGACCCGUGCGGAACUUCAAGCAACAGCUCCGAACGUUCUCACACGCUACGAACGCAAGAUGCAAGGCAAGCCGGUCUCUUCGGCUCCACGCCAUGCCCGCGUCCAGGUUCCGCCUUCAGAUCGUCAGCUUCGCCCUCGCCCCGGCUUGACUUCAUAAGGAGGGGGGGGUAUGCCGCCUUCGAUGGUUUCCGGAACUGGCAAUAACCAGCAAACAAUGUGACAGAGACAGAGAGAGAGAGAGAGAGAGAGAGAGAGAGAGAGAGAGAGAGAGAGAGAGAGAGAGAGAGAGAGAGAGAGAGAGAGAGAGAGAGAGNAGAGAGAGAGAGAGAGAGAGAGAGAGAGAGAGAGAGAGAGAGAGAGAGAGAGAGAGAGAGAGAGAGAGAGAGAGAGAUGACGGGGUACACAUUCCGCAGUUAAGUGAACUUGAUUACAACUGUGGAUCUGGAAGUGGAUGCGGGCGGCAGUGUGUGGGUGUGUGGGUGUGUGGGUGUGUGGGUGUGUGCGUGUGUGGGUGUGUGGGUGUGUGGGUGUGUGGGUGUGUGGGUGGGUGGUUUUUGUCUAGCCGCACUGGUUGUGGUGAAAGCUCCAGAAUACCGGAGAACAUUUUACAGUGGAAAGCUGUGUAAGCAAGCCACUUUCCAACUUCCAGCCGACUUUUUGCCUCCUCCACGCAGCUGCAGCAGGUUGUGGCUGUCUGUCUUACCCACACACCCAGCUGCAGCAGGUUGUGUUUUUUAUCGGUUAAGAAGAAGAGUAGCAGCUAAGUGUUGGUUGGGUUUGCCCACCUUGCCUUCAUCAGGCAGAGACAUGCUUUUGGCCUGACCUGGGAUUGCCUUCCUUGUUAUGAGGCCGGUCUCCAAUCUCUGUCGUAUUCCGAUUGGAAGUGGGAGAGAAGAAUGUUGCUUUGUGGUAGUGCCUCAUCCUGGUCAGCAGUUAGAUUGUUUACACCCACCCACCCACCCACCCACCCACCUGCAUUCCUAAUGAGAAAGAGUACACAAUCUCUCUGUAUUCCUAAUUGGAAUGAGUGCGAUCUCCACGAACAGGGCCAGCUCAGAUGAUACCCCCACAAACUGUUGAAAUACCGACCUGAGUUUGAAUCCAGAUGAUGUAGCUAGAUGAACAAAAUUCCGGAACGAGU
Molecule: messenger RNA, 4386 nt
Organism: Chara braunii
Lineage: Eukaryota; Viridiplantae; Streptophyta; Charophyceae; Charales; Characeae
Source: the annotation of a GenBank genome assembly